Leptinotarsa decemlineata (Colorado potato beetle) is the source of this 2129-nucleotide messenger RNA. It is a transcript of the gene Atu, whose product is annotated as Another transcription unit. Gene Ontology annotation, molecular function: RNA polymerase II C-terminal domain phosphoserine binding. Gene Ontology annotation, biological process: positive regulation of transcription elongation by RNA polymerase II; transcription elongation by RNA polymerase II. The record is from RefSeq and is a predicted model, not a curated record. Gene Ontology annotation, cellular component: Cdc73/Paf1 complex; nucleus. Lineage: Eukaryota; Metazoa; Arthropoda; Insecta; Coleoptera; Chrysomelidae.
AAAAGAAGAAGUUAGAGGUUAGGUAUGUGAAGAUAAAAAAUAGAAUAAUGUAAAUGUAAUGUAUGUAGGUUUUGUGUAUGUUUAGGAGACUGUUAUUUGCCAUCGUUUUUUGAAAAAUAAAUGUUGAUUUCUUGAUCAAAGAAUCAAUUUACAGUAUAAAUUUAUCAGAACAGAUUAUUUAAUUUCUCGAAUGUCUUAAUAUCAUAUAUAAUUUGAGUAGUUCAAAUCAUAUAUCAAUAAAAUGUCUUCCGAUUCGGAAUCUGACAACGAAUCCAAUCGAAGUGUAACUCCCAGCAGAGGCCCAGCUCCUACCCCCGGACAUGGUUUAGAUAGAUCAACAUCAAACUCCCCAGAUUACGGCAAAUCAAGGGAAACGAGUCGCGAGAGGUCGCUAAGCAGAUUUCGAAACAGGUCAAAAUCUAGAAGUCCAGCUUCAAAUCGUUCUGGCUCACGUAAAUCUCCGAGUCCUGCGAAUUCUCAAAGGUCCGAUUCCGCGGUAUCCAGAAGAUCAGAUUCUGCAGCUUCUAAUAAAUCUGGGUCAGCAGUAUCAGAAGCGGGUUCUCAUCAUUCUGUAAGGUCCCCUUCAGCUAUAUCUCACAGAUCAGAUUCAGCUGGGUCCAACAGGUCCAGAUCAGGUAGUCCAAAUUCUAAGCGUUCUGGGUCAGCUGCUUCUAAGAGAUCUGCUUCUCCUGCAUCAAAGAGGUCUGAUUCCGCUGCAUCAAAAAGGUCAGGAUCACAUGUUUCACGAAGAUCUGGUUCACAUGUUUCAAGAAAAUCUGGCUCGCAUGUUUCAAGAUCGGGAUCACAUGUUUCAAAGAGAUCUGAUUCAGAAACAUCAAAAAGAUCAGAAUCAGCUGCAUCAAGAAGGUCAGGAUCUGCUGCAUCUAAGAGAUCAGAUUCUGCUGAAUCUAAGAGAUCUGGAUCUGCUGAAUCUAAGAGAUCAGGUUCUGCUGCAUCUAAAAGAUCCGGCUCAGCUGUUUCUAGAAGGUCAGGUUCAGCUGAAUCAAGAAGAUCAGCAUCUGCAGCUUCUAGACGAUCAGGUUCUAUAGCCUCAAGGUCAGUUUCCGUAACAAAAAAAGCAGCUUCAAAUAGAUCACGAUCAGGCUCAAGAAGAUCUAGGUCAGGCUCACAAAGGUCUAGGUCAGGCUCGGCAGCAUCAAAUAGAUCCGGAUCAGCAGCAUCUAAGAGAUCUGGGUCAGCAGCAUCUAAGAGAUCUGGGUCAGCAGCAUCUAAGAGAUCUGGGUCGGCAGCCUCAAAAAGGUCCGGAUCAGCAACAUCGAAGAGAUCCAGAUCAGGAGAAUCUAGAAGAUCUGGCUCUGCAUUGUCGAAUCGAGCAGGCUCACAUAGAUCUAGAUCAGGUUCAAGAAAGUCAAGAUCAAGAUCAGGUUCAGUAGCCUCCAAAGGAUCCAGGUCAGGUUCAAGAAGAUCUAGGUCUGGUUCUGCUGCAUCGAAAAGGUCGGGCAGUGCAGGAUCUAACAGAUCAAAAUCAAGGUCUAGAUCUCGUUCUAAAUCAAGAUCUAAGUCUAAGGAUCGUAGUGGAUCCAAUAGUCCCAACUUGCAAAUCGACGAAGAUCAUGAAAAGGGUGACAAACGAAAAAGAGAUAGCUCUGAGGAAAGAGAAGCUAAAAAGAAAAGUCGAAUUAUUGAUUCUGAUAGUGAAGAAGAAUUAGGUGGAGACAAAGAAAAAGUGGAUGCUGCUGAUAUUUUUGGAGAUGCUGAUGACAUCAGUAGUGAGGAAGAGAAAGACAAGGCUGAAUCAGAAAAGGACGAAGGAAGAAGAUCUCGAUCAGAUGAUGGAAGACGGUCUAGAUCGGAAGAUGAAGCUGAACAAAGACCUACAAUCCAAGAUGAUGAAGAAAAGGAAAACGAACCUGAACCUAUUCCAGAGACAAGAAUAGAUGUAGAAGUACCUAAAAUAAGUUGUGAUUUAGGAAGAGAUAUAAAUUUUGUGAAGCUACCAAAUUUUCUUUCUGUUGAAACUAGACCAUUCGAUCCUGAAACUUAUGAAGAUGAAAUCGAUGAAGAAGAAACUCUUGACGAGGAAGGUAGAGCAAGGUAUGAUUUGCAUCAAUACACACUUGUGGUGUUGAGGAAAAAAUAAAAAUUUUCCUACUCAUACUUUCUCACAU